CGCUGUCCGUCAGAGAGGAAACCGUCUCUGUGUGUUUGAACCUUCAGGAUAAAAGUUAGUGUUUAACAUCUGUGAAGGUUUUUAUUAAAACGUUCAUAUCUGUCAGGAUGACUUCAGCUGGAGCUUCUCUUCUUCUGCUGUUUCUCUCCGCGUCGGUCUUUGCACACGGCACCACUGUCUAUAAAACAGAUGAGUUUCUGGGUCCGGCCGAGUGUCUGGAAAACAAGUUUGAUCGGGACUCAUGUGACCUGGUGUUUUGCCGUCCGUGGCAGUCCUGCGUUAACGGACGUUGUGCCUGUAGACCGCCUUACAAAUGUCCCACAGAGGGUUUGGCCCAAGUCUGUAGUCAUAGCAACAAGCUGGUUCGCUCCUACUGCCAGGCGAUGGCCGUUUCCUGCCAGACCAAAAAACCUUUCAUGUCCCACUUUGGAGAAAGCUGCACUGCGGAUGAACCGAAGUUCAGCAGCUCAUUAGAUGAGUUCACAGGAUUGGUCCGACUCUUUGUUCCUGGUACUGGGAGCACUGGGGGAGGAGGGGAGGACUUACUGGUGUGUCAGGAUCAGUGGGACACGGCUGCUGCUAACGUGGCCUGCAAGGAGAGCGGACACACACUAGGUGCCGAAGCAGCUGACACCUUGUCCUACGUUUCCCUGACGAGCGUCCCCAGCGAGAGACCGUUGCCGGACAGGUGCGUGAGCGUCCGUUGCCAAGGUUACGAGAGCUCCCUGUCAGAGUGCGUCAUCCACAACAAGACCAGCAUCAACGACGGAAACGUCGCUGCGGCAACCUGUGCACAACCGGCAACAGAUGAGGAGUGUGACUUCAGGUGUGUGAGCGGGAAGUGUUUGUCUCUGAGUCAGACGUGUGACGGAGUUGAUGACUGUGGCGACCGCAGUGACGAGAUGUGCUGCAAGAUGCAGGGCUGGGCUUUCCGCUGCAGCUCAGGUGUGUGUUUACCUAAAGACGCAGUCGGCGACGGACAGAUCGACUGUCUGGACGGUGAGGACGAAUCAAGGAAACACACAGAGUUGCAGACGCCGAACUCUCAUCUCACAUACACAGAGUUCAUCUCUCCUAGAAAUGAAAUUAGGGUCACGCGAGCACACAUGGAGUCCAAGGUGAAGUGUGGUGUUCCUAAAGCAGGCAGUGAUGAUGAUGAGGAGGAGGAGUGGGGAUCAAUAUCUAGACGUGUGAAGAGAGUGGUGGGAGGGCAGCGAACAAAACCGACUCAGAUCCAAUGGCAGGCUGCUAUUAUGAUUAACAGAAGGCUCGAGUGUGGAGGAGCUUACAUCGGAGGCUGCUGGGUAGUCACUGCUGCUCACUGCCUCGGGCCCAACCCUUUGCUCUCUAAACCAACUCCUGGUCCAGAUGACCGAAUCCCUCGAAAGCCUAAUCAGGUGACGGUGAAGUUUUCUCUUUGGCAAAUUGCAAGAGCUCUGCCCACAACAGACGUCGUUCCUGUUGCAGAUCUCCACAUCCACCCUCUGUACAAUCCCUACACCCGUGAGAAUGACAUUGCUUUGGUGCAACUGGAGAAACUUCCUUUCGAAGAGGGGUGUCUCUUGAACAACCCAGCAGUCACCCCGGUCUGCGUUCCCUGGACCUCCAGGCUCUUUAAUCCCAACCACACCUGCACCAUCUCUGGAUGGGGACAAACUGCAGGUGGCAGAAGGGCUCAUUACUUAGAGUGGGCCAAUGUUUCCCUCAUUGAAGACUGUCAGAGAUUCCACAAUGACGACUUAAAACCUGGCAUGAUCUGCGCAGGUGCUCUGGACGGCAGUGUUGACGCCUGUCAGGGGGAUAACGGAGGUCCUCUGGUGUGUGAAGAUGAACUUGGUGUUUCUUACUUGUGGGGAAUCGUCAGCUGGGGGAGUUGUGGCCGGCCGCAAUCACCUGGAGUUUAUACACAGGUUGCUCAUUACUUUGAGUGGAUCAGACGUCAUACCGGCUGGCCGACUGUGACCAGGUUCAACUUCUGAUAACGCUCCCACAAUCAAUCACAUACGGAUUCUAACUCUCCUCAUUUUUGUAUCCAUUUGUUUCUGUAUAAAAUAAAAGACAGUUACCAUUUUAACCAUUAUUUUUUGUUUGGGUUUAUUAAUGUACCAUCAAUAAAACAUUAUGUUGUAAUUCUUUAACAAUUUUAACAAUUAAAAUACUGUUUGUCACAUCCUG
Messenger RNA from Scomber scombrus (Atlantic mackerel), 2175 nucleotides. Its product is annotated as complement factor I-like. The record is from RefSeq and is a predicted model, not a curated record. Gene Ontology annotation, molecular function: serine-type endopeptidase activity; protein binding. The transcript is spliced from 18 exons. Gene Ontology annotation, biological process: proteolysis. Lineage: Eukaryota; Metazoa; Chordata; Actinopteri; Scombriformes; Scombridae. Gene Ontology annotation, cellular component: membrane. Bases 108 to 1979 code for a protein of 623 amino acids.